This is a messenger RNA of Nipponia nippon (crested ibis), 871 nucleotides long. The record is from RefSeq and is a predicted model, not a curated record. NCBI's taxonomy places the organism in Eukaryota, Metazoa, Chordata, Aves, Pelecaniformes, Threskiornithidae.
AUGCCGAGUGCCAGCGACCUGGAGCGGUUCCUGGCCGCCUUCUGCUCCCAGCGGGACGCCCUGGCCGCGGCGGCGCGGAAGCUGCUCUCCGACGAGCAGGCCCCCGGCAGGCAGAAGCUGCUGGCGGACCUCAUCCGCAACCUGAGCGAGAACGCCCUGGCCGAGGAGAAGGAGGACGACAAGAAGUGGUUUGAAGGUCUAGAGUCUCGUUUUAAGAACAAAUCAAGCUACAUGCGAUACAGUUGUGAAAGCAGAAUACGAAGCUACAUGAAAGAGGUUAGUGGUUUUACUUCAAAUGUUCAUCCUACAGCAAGAGAUGAGUAUAAAAGGAUAAUUGACCUGAUGUCAGAUAAACUGAAAUCUGUGAAAUACAACGGAUGCUACUUUGACAGAAGAGAGGAGGAGGCAGUCCGCCUCUGCACUGCGGAGGGAUGGUUCUCUUGUCAGGGGCCUUUCGACAGAGAUGACUGCCCGUGUAAGCAUUCGAUCAACCCCUACAGUAACAGGGAAAGCAGAAUCCUCUUCAGUACCUGGAAUCUCGAUCACAUAAUAGAGAAGAAACGUGCUGUCGUCCCAGAACUGGCAGAAGCUGUCAAAACACGAGAUGGAAGAGAAGUGAACUGGGAAUACUUCUAUCAGCUGCUGUUUACCGUGGAUAAUUUAAAACUUGUACAUAUUGCUUGCCAUAAGAAAACCAAUCAUAAUCUCAGCUGUGACAAAACUAAAAUUUACAGAAAAAGGAAGCAAAACCAUAAGAUUUCAUAGUGCUCUCUCUGGAAGUGACUUCUGCUUUUUUCAAAAUCAUGUCAUGUGGUAUCAUUUUUAAAUCGCUCUAGUUUCUUAAACAAAAACUUAUUUAGGAGUCUCCGGC